CAGCUGCAGCUAACUUCUCUUUUUUAUUCAUUUGCACAGUGAGAGGAGCAGCAGCAAGAAAUCCCUGGAUAUAACAGGCAUCAGAUAUACACUCACUGCCAACAGCAUCUCAGCCUGGAUAUCCAAUACAGCUCAUAAACACAGCAUAUAGACACACCGUCUGCAUCAGCACAGCCUGGAUAUCUUAUACACUGGAUACUCCAUUCACUGCCUGCAACUGGAUAUAUAUAAUACAGAUCAGAUAUACAUAUUCUGCUUCCCACAACACGUCCAGGAUAUAUAGCACAUCUCAUAAAUGCAAUAUACAAGAACAUAUUGCCUGAAUCAGGACACACACCGUACCUACAACUUGAUCUAUAAAACAGAUUAGAUAUAUAAGCAUACACUGCCUGCAACUGCACUCAGUGCAUAUAUAACACAGAUCAGAUAUACUGACACUGCCUAUAAGAGCACAGCUUUAAAACAAACUGCCUCCAGUCAUACAGGUUGGGUUUAACACAGUUUCCCUAACAUAUUCACACAUCUGCACUAACACACACUAGGUAAAGUAAGGUGCACAUGCACACAGGCUAAAACAAUACAUUAUAUACAUUUCUACAUACAAUAGCACUUACUGCAUGUACAAUAUAAAUUCACUCGCUAACUGCAAUAUAUACUAACCUGAGAGACAUAUAACAUAUACACAUAGUAUACUGUACACACUCUGCCAGAUACUGCUGUGGUACACCAAGCCAUAAUCCAUAAAAAAUACACAAGACCUAUACCCUACUCCUAAACUAGACCUACACAACCUGCAAAAUUCAGUCCCUAAUAGAGCAAACAACCCACACGCAGUGCCAGUACCACUGCAAUAUCCCGGGGAUCAUGCCGGAGCUCAUCACUGUUAACGAAUUUAUUCAUGAGACUUUGGAGGAUCACAGUUCCCCCACUACCUCUUCUUUCACCACUCGGAUGGCCAGUUGCAGGAACACAGUGGGCAGCAUAGAGGAGGAGCUGGACUCUGACCGAACUGUGCUGAACAAAAUGAAGAAAGCAGCAAAAGCUAAACACAGCGCAGGUGAAGAACAUAUUACUCAUCUAGAAAAUUACAUUGCAACAUUGGAAAAGUUAUCUUCAAACUUCAGAGACAAUGGAGAAGAAGCAUUAAGUGACGCAUUUUAUGCUUUUGCUGAGCUGUCCAAAGAGCUGCUGACACCCAUGAAGAAUGUGCUGCAGAGUUUCAAUCACAACAUAAAUUACUUUCUGAAUGCAUUGGUUAAAGGGGAUUUAAAGGAAGUUAAAGGGGAUUUGAAGAAACCUUUUGAAAAAGCCUGCAAAGACUAUGAGAAUAAAUUCACUAAAAUAGAGAAGGAGAAGCGGGAGCUGGCUAAGCAGUAUGGGAUGGUGCGCAAUGAAGUAGCAGGAGGAGAGAUUGCUGAAGAGCUACAGAAGGAGCGCAGGAUGUUCCAGUUACAGAUGUGUGAGUACCUUAUUAAAGUGAAUGACAUCAAAAGUAAAAAAGGAGUGGACCUUCUGCAAAACCUCAUCAAUUAUUAUACCUCACAGUGCAACUUUCUGCAGGAAUGUUUACAAGCCACCGAGAAACUGAAAUCCUACAUCGAGGGCCUGACCAGUGAAAUGCAAAAUAUCAAGAGCAGACAAGAGGAAGAGAAAAAGCAGCUGUGUUCCGUACGGGAUCUACUGAGACCCUCAUUACAGCCAGAGCCUAAAGAGGAUUCAGUCAGCAAACAGACGGUAUACAGCAUGCACCAGCUUCAAGGAAACAUACAGUAUGGCACAGAGAAACAUGGCAACCUGUACAAAAAGAGUGAUGGUCUCCGAAAGGUUUGGCAGAAAAGAAAAUGUUCUGUGAAGAAUUGCUACUUGACUAUUGCACAUGGAACGCCAAACCGUCAACCAGCCAAACUAAACCUGCUAACGUGUCAAGUAAAGCCAAAUAUGGAAGACAGGAAAUGCUUUGACCUCAUAUCCCAUAACCGCACAUACCAUUUCUUAGCAGAAGAUGAACAGGAAUGUACAGCGUGGAUUUCUGUGCUGACAAAUAGCAAGCAGGAAGCUCUAAACAUGGCAUUUCAUGAAGUGCGAGUGAGCGAGGAGAACAGCCUAGAAGAUCUAACCAGGGCAAUAAUUGACGACAUAAAACGCAUGCCUGGGAAUUCUGUGUGCUGUGACUGUGGCGCACCAGACCCAACAUGGUUAUCCAUCAAUCUGGGCAUUCUGACAUGCAUUGAAUGCUCUGGAGUACAUCGAGAACUGGGCGUCCAUCACUCCCGCAUUCAAUCCAUCUCCUUAGAUAAACUAGGAACCUCUGAACUCUUGUUAGCAAAAAAUGUUGGGAACUCUGGAUUUAAUGACAUUGUUGAAGCUAAUCUACCAUCUCCGACUCUCAAGCCUACUACAGAUAGCCCAAUGACAUGCAGAAAAGAUUUUAUAAAUACCAAGUAUGUCCAGUGGCUGUACACAAAGAGAGGGAGCACAAAUCCGCUCACAAGGUUAUAUGAACUUCAGGAAGCUGUGAGAUUUAAAGAUAUAUUUGCACUAAUUCAGGCAUAUACAGAAAAAAUAGAUUUAACUGAGCCUCUACCCCAAGCGGCACAGGAGCCUGGAGAAACAAUUCUGCACCUGGCAGUGUUGCUAUCAGACAGAACCUCUUUACAUAUUGUGGACUUCUUAGUACAUAACAGCGGAAAUCUGUUGAAACAAACAGUACGUGGGAACACCCCCCUGCAUUACUGCUGCAUGUACAAUAAAACAGAAUGCGUCAAACUCUUCCUUCGAGCAAAAGUCAAUGUGAAAUUAAAAAAUGAAGCUGGUGAAACAGCUCUCGACAUUGCAAAGUGUCUCAAACAUUCCCUUUGUGAAGAACUGCUGAUCCAGGCUCAGAACAAUCAGUUUAACAUGCGCGUCCAUGUGGAAUAUGAGUGGAGACUACGUCAAGAUGACAUGUAUGAAAGUGAUGAUGAUCUAGAUGAGAAGUUGGGCCCUGUUAAGAAAGAGAGAACUCUACGUCCAUACAGCUGUUUCCAGUCUCCCAGCAUCCAGUUCCCAGAUAAGGGAUCUCCUUCUACAUUCUUAAGACGGGCUUCCCAGGUGUCCCAGGACCAGCGGUACGAUUCAUUUGUAGGACAGCCGUGUGCUGAAAAUACAAUGAUACCAAUGGCCCCAUUUACACCUCCUCUCCCACCACGCAACCCUAUAAGAGCACCGAAUGUACCUCCUCCACCACCCCCAGCCAGCCCUUCUCCUCCUCCUAAGAAGCUUCCCCCUACAUCCCCUCUGACAACAAAACACAAGAGGGCACUUUCAGAACCUUCACCAAUCAUCCCCCAUAGCCCUUCCAGCCAGGCCAACUUGCAUUUUGAUUAUGGUUCCUGUUGUACUUCUCCAUCCAAAUUUCUCCAAUCAGAAGUUGCAUCACGAAGACCAAGCAUUGGAUCUCCAAAGCUCAGCAGCCUACAUGAAGUGCCAGAAAUACCUCCAAAAGAUUGCAGGACAGAGGAGUAUUCAAAGUUUGGACAACAAAGAACUAUCCAGAGUAAUUCCACAUCCCCAGCAUCCUCACAAGAACUGUAUAAUAUCCCUUUGCCGAGUCAGGAGCCUCCUCUGCCAAUGCCGCGGAGAAUGAGUCUGAGCAAACCGAAGCUACGACGGGUAAAGGCUCUGUUUGAAUGCAUGGCUGAUCGAGAAGAUGAGUUGACUUUCUAUAUAGGAGAGGUAAUUGUGGUUACUGAGGAAGAAGACCAGAACUGGUGGAAUGGCUAUAUUGAAGGUCAGUUGCAUAGGAGGGGUGUUUUUCCAGCAUCAUUUGUGCAUAUAUUGACAGAUUAACACGAAAGUACAGCACAAGAUGCAGAAUGUGAAUAAUUAAUGUAUACUAUCAUCGGAUGUGCAGGAUUUUAAUACAGGGACACCCCUGGCUUUAUAUAACCUUGAACAGUGUCAAUGCUUUUCUUUGUAGACUUUGUUACUCGUGGCCUGGUGUUUGGUAAACAAGAGGUCAACUGGCAUUGAACCUCCAUUUAUUUUAGUCUUGUUAUCAUCAUAGAUGCGUCAUUGGAUUACUGCAAACAUUUUCAACAGAUCAUAUGAAGUUCUAUUAAUGUCAUUGCUUCAAAUGAUAGACAGAGUGCUGUAUACAUGCAUUAAUGUAUGUUUCAUGUAUUAUAUCAAGUAUAACAAUUUUGUGUCUCCGUUGGAUCUACCAUAUAGAAUCAGGAGUACAUCGUAUUACAGCUGUACAUGAUUUACACUUGCCAAUCCAGGUCUUUCAAGUCCACGCAACUCAACUAAUCUUCAGGGAAUGUCAUACAAAAAAAAAAAAAAUUACAAGAGAUACAAUGCUUAACUCUUUAAUUUCCCUUCCUUCUCAGAUUAGUUCCAAGUAUAUAUAUUUUUUUUAUCAUAAUUCAUGUCAAAAUAGUACAAAUAAGCUUCCACCAGCAAGGAACUGCCCAGGAUUCCACAUCUGCCAAUACAAAUCCUUGAUGCUGGUGUAUGUUAUGUUCUUACACAAUGGACAUGGAACAUGAAGGAGGCAGUUUAAAACAAAGCAAGCUUAUUAAUGGAUCGUUUUUUAAAAAAAACUGUUCAUAAAGCUCAAAUAUUUUAUUAUUUUUUUAUAAAAUAUGUCUAAAUAGUAAAUGUAUUUUAAUGUUUUAAAUAUUAUAUUCAUUGUUCAUGGCUUAACCUUUUGCUAAAUAGCAAGUGUUUAAAAAAGUUAUUUUCUAGAUCCUGCUAAUGGUAGACACUGAUUUAGACCUGUGGUCACCGGUAUUUUGCGCAAGAGUAAAGAUGAUCAUUUAAAAGAUAAGAGGUUGCACUCAGGAAGAUGCAGGAUAAAAAUAACUUUUAUUAAUUCAAUAAAACAUACAUGGGAGGUGUGAGCCAGAAAAGUCUGACGCAUUUAAUGUUGCACUGGCGUUUAAUUAUACACUUUAAAUAAUUAACGAUGAUUAUAUAUACCAUAAUAACCUACUUGUUCAUCAUAUGUAAUUUCAGUAACAAAGAAACAUUUGAAGCAACAUUAAACUCAAAAUGCACCCUCGUAAAUCCCAUACUCCAAUACUGUUAAAUCUCAAACUAGGACACAUUUCCGAGACAUGGUUAUAAAGGAUGGUAGCUAUCUUAUUUAAUAGCGACUUGUGUUCUGUUUGUGUGAUUUUUCCGGCUCUCAUAUUGCAGUAGAAAGGAAGUGCUGGUACCACAAGGUCUACAAACCUUACACAGAUGUACAGCAAUAACCACAGCAAUUAAAUACAGGGAAUUGUCACUUGUCAGUCAUAGGUCUUAAAUAGCACAAAACUGAGGCAUAAAGUACUUAGGAGAUACAUCUAAGCCAUUAAUCAUAUAAUCAUGCCUUAAAACAAAACUAUUUCUAUUUCAGUAAUAAGGUUUCUUAUAUAAGCAGAGGUUAAACCAGCUGUAAUGGGUACAAGGAGGACCUGCUACACAGCUGUUGUAAGAAAACAAGCAUGCAUAUGUUUGGUUAGAGUAAAUUAAGGAAAUAGUGCAGUGUCAGUAAUUGCAGAGCAAGAUAAUGUGUAGGAUGGCACGUGAGAGUAUUAACCCAUGACUGUUUUAUUUUAGCUAAGUUAGUUUAGAGUAGAGGUUUAGCCUGGAAAAUGACUUGAUUGGCAUUUUCUCUGGUACUAUUGGGAUCCUCAUAUGUCAUAGGUAUAACAAUGUUCUCAAUAGAAUAACAUAAGAAAGACAAUCGUCUCUCUGGAAAAGAAGACCAUGGGCCAGUACCUGCUUAUAAAUAAAUAUAUAAAAACAAACAAACAUUGCAAUGGAUACCUGCAUAAAUUAUGGUGACAGAGUGCCUUUUAAAAAGAGAUGUAGCUUUGCUGUUGUACUGGUAUCCUUAGUGAUCAAAACGAUGCUUUAAAGGUGGAAAAUACCAUUAUUUAACCCUUCCGCUAAUGCUUUUUUUCAAAAUGUGCUGGGCCCAUCAAAUUAUAUAUAAUUAAAUGAAUUUAUGCAUGUUUAUUAUUACUAGAAAAAUAUAUCAAAUAAACAAAUGUCUGGUUGGCAUCUCCUUAUCCCUGAUCUCAGCAGGCUCAAGUAUCUUGGAGAAAGUUUGGCUUUGCAUUUGUAUCUUUUUUUAUCUCCACAUAAUCGGCAAUAGGCAGUCAGACAGUGUGCGUUUUUACUAGCCGCUUCCUACCUUGUAAUGUGCAUUAAUCCAGUGCUAGGACUGAAAUAUUUUCUUUCUUAUUUCAAAGUAUUGAAAGUUACCCAUUCCAUAUCUGUAUAACUGUGGGCAGAGAUUCUCUAAUGUAUAUAAAUAUUCACGAUUUGUAAAACGGAAGUACUAAACACCAGUGAGCUAAUCUGAUUUAUAACAAUGAAGAAACAGGGUGCUUCAAGUACUAUUCUUCAAGUAUUUUACAUCUGUGAAGACAUAAUUAGAGUUUAUUAGAAUGUCAUGUAAACUGAAAAAUUACACUAUAAAAAUCUUGCAGUAUUCUAUCUGACCUUUUCUGAUAUGCGUUUUAGACAUUAAAGGGACACUGAACCCAAUUUUUUUCUUUCGUGAUUCAGAUUGAGCAUGACAUUUUAAGCAACUUUCUAAUUUACUCCUAUUAUCAAAUUUUCUUCUUUCUCUUGGUAUCUUAAUUUGAAAUGCAAGAAUGUAAGUUUAGAUGCCGGCCCAUUUUUGGUGAACAACCUGGGUUGUCCUUGCUGAUUGGUGGAUAAAUUCACCCACCAAUAAAAAAGUGCUGUCCAGAGUACUGAAACCAAAAAAAGCUUAGAUGCCUUCUUUUUCAAAUAAUGAUAGCAAGAGAACGAAGAAAAAUUGAUAAUAGGAGUAAAUUAGAAAGUUGUUUAAAAUUGCAUGCUCUUUCUGAAUUACAAAAGAAUUUCUUUGGGUACAGUGUCCCUUUAAGCAACUUUCUAAUUUACUCCUAUUAUCAAAUUUUCUUCAUUAUCUUGGUAUCUUUAUUUGAAAAGCAAGAAUGUAAGUUUAGAUGCCGGCCCAUUAUUGGUGAACAACCUGGGUUGUUAUUGCUGAUUGGUGGAUUAAUUUAACCGACCAAUAAACAAUUGCUGUCCCGGCUACUGAACCAAAAAAAUAGCUUAGAUGCCUUCUUUUUCAAAUAAAGAUAGCAAGAGAAGGAAUAAAAAUUGAUAAUAGGAGUAAAUGAGAAUUUUGCUUAAAAUUGCUUGUUCUAUCUGAAUCACAAAAGGAAAAAAUUGGGUUCAGUGUCCCUUUAAUGAAGUUCAGCCAUUGAGUUUUUUAGCUCUGCGGAAUUGGCGCUCUACAAAGAAAAAUAGUAAUAAUGACAACAAUUCCAGUUGCAGGCCAACUACAUCUACAAUCAGUUCUUGGAUGCAUCUGUUGUGUUAAAUUUUCAGAACGUUCUAGCAGUGGAGGGGUUAAAUAAAUUGGUGUUAACAGCAUUCCAUAUGUGGGUUGCUCACUGUUACUUGCUGUACAUAGGAUAAAUCUAUAUUAUACCAGGUAAUAUAUAUCUUUAUUUAUGCAAAUACUGUUUACUGAGCAAAUAAACUGAUUGUACCAACA
Molecule: messenger RNA, 7528 nt
Organism: Bombina bombina (fire-bellied toad)
Lineage: Eukaryota; Metazoa; Chordata; Amphibia; Anura; Bombinatoridae
Product: arf-GAP with SH3 domain, ANK repeat and PH domain-containing protein 2
Exons: 28
Coding region: 865-3828 (987 amino acids)
Biological process (GO): positive regulation of GTPase activity
Cellular component (GO): cytoplasm
Molecular function (GO): GTPase activator activity; protein binding
Source: RefSeq, a predicted model, not a curated record